Molecule: messenger RNA, 838 nt
Organism: Camelina sativa (false flax)
Lineage: Eukaryota; Viridiplantae; Streptophyta; Magnoliopsida; Brassicales; Brassicaceae
Source: RefSeq, a predicted model, not a curated record
CUCGGUUCCUCGAUUUUCAAAAAGAUCCGCGCGAUCUCUCUCACUGCUGAGAAAAUAUGGGGAUCAUAUCAUCUACGGAUCUGAAACCGGAGCACAAAUCUCAAAACAACAACCAAUCCCCGUCCGUAGGAGUUUCCUCAAGCACUUGGCGUAGAUAUGAUGAUUUCAUGAAAGGUGGUGGUUGCAAAGAAGUAUUUACAGAUUUUUUAGAUUGCGUGUAUGAAGCUGAAAAGAAGAAGGAAGUUGCAGGUCCUUGCUACCCGAUGCUCCAGAAGUGUAUAGAGGCUCACUCGGAUUACUAUCAGCCGAUCCUUGCGUCAGAUAAAAAAAACUGUGGAGAAAGAUUUGUACGAAGGCCUAAUGAAAGCUAUACUGCCUUCAACGGUUUCCCUAGAUGAACUAAGCGAAGAGGAAGUCGAGAGGAGCAUUACAACAUUCAUGGAAGGAGGUUCUUGCAAAGAAUCAUUUACGGCUUGGAAUGUUAAUUGCAAUUUCAUCGAGGAAGCGGGGAAGAACGAGGAAGAUUUGGUUACCAAGUGUGCGGGACUCUUUGGGACACUGCAAAAGUGUGUGAGUGAUCACUCUGAUUACUAUCAUCCAAUUCUCGCGGCGAUAAAAGCUACUGAGGAACAUGCACUGAAGGAUCUCGAAGCUCUAUUCUCGAAACCAAGCUGAGAGAUAUGAUUUAUAGGAUUUUGGUUAUUUUUUUUCUUUCUUUUCAGUAAGUGGUUAAGGGAAAUAAACAAUGCGAAGUAGAGGAUUUUGGUUUUGUUUUUGUUUUUUUAUGCUUUCUUUCUUUCUUUUCAGUAUUUGGAUCAGGCAUUGGACAAGUGGUUUA